Molecule: messenger RNA, 933 nt
Organism: Mesorhabditis spiculigera
Lineage: Eukaryota; Metazoa; Nematoda; Chromadorea; Rhabditida; Rhabditidae
Source: the annotation of a GenBank genome assembly
AUGAUUACCAGACUGAAAAUCAUUGCCAUCUUCACGUCAGCCAUUGGCAGCUACUGCCCAAAAGAUUCUACCCUAACUACUGAUCAGAAAUUUUGCUAUUUCGCAAAUCCGAAGGCGCUGGUGCGCGAAGAAGCCAUGGUAUAUUGCGCAAAUUUUGAAUUAAAUGGGGCCUCGAUCAAAAGCGCCUCUCAAAAUCGGGCUGUCGUGGAACAAGUGAGGUCGAAAAUGGGGAACGACCUCGACUGGGUUUGGCUGGGUGGCAAAUUCGAAAACGGGCAGCUUUUCUGGAACGAUGGCUCUGAUGUAACCUAUACAAAUUUUGCGAGUGCCCAUCCCUCCGACGGCUUUCUCGUAAUCGACAUUGUCAAUGGCAAAUGGGAUACAGUACCGUCGGGCUGGUUUCCGGUGGUUUGUGGUGGUGAAAAGAAGAAGCAAGCUUGUACCUCUACAAAAUUCGUGUCACCUUGUGAAAAUGAGUGGCUGUACUCUUCGACGACAAAGGCUUGCUAUAAACGCAUCGGUGACUACGGUGGGUUCAAGUGGCCGGAGGCUCGGAGCCGUUGCCAAGCCCUUGGAGCGGAUCUUGUUUCUAUCCAUUCGGCAGAUGAAAACAGGAUUGUGGCAGAAUUGGCCAAUCACUACAGCCACGCUUUGGCGCCGGUGAUAUGGUAUGAUGUGGCUGGGACGUGGAUUGGGGCGGAACGGGCAGGACACGGUAGGAUGAACUUUACAUGGUCGGACGGGACCGAGUUUGACUACGCGAUCUGGGCCCAUGGUUCUCGGACCGAGCAGCCGUACGUCGAGAUGUUCACAGCACGUUUCAACUUCAGCCAGAGCCAAGUCGACGACGCGCUGCUGUACUUGAACCAAUGGAACGAUAUGCAGGAUUAUACGCUCUGUUCCAGUGCUGUUUGCAAGAAAGCUGCUAAAUUC